Messenger RNA from Myiozetetes cayanensis, 4040 nucleotides. RefSeq names its product potassium voltage-gated channel subfamily Q member 1 (gene KCNQ1). The record is from RefSeq and is a predicted model, not a curated record. Gene Ontology annotation, biological process: transmembrane transport; potassium ion transport. The transcript has 18 exons. Bases 1 to 2100 code for a protein of 699 amino acids. Gene Ontology annotation, cellular component: membrane; voltage-gated potassium channel complex. Gene Ontology annotation, molecular function: voltage-gated potassium channel activity. Lineage: Eukaryota; Metazoa; Chordata; Aves; Passeriformes; Tyrannidae.
AUGUCCUCCAGCUCCCCGCCGGGCGAGCCGAAGAGCCGCAGCCUGGGCCGGCUGUCGCUGCCCAGGAGGGGCAGCAUGACGCCCGGCAAGAAGCCGUCGGCGCUGGAGCUGGCCGAGAGCACCCCGAACGCCCACUACGCCCCGCUGUCCGCGGCGCAGGGCGGGCAGGCUCCGCCGGGCUGCGGCACCGAGCCGGUGCGGGAGCGGGCACCGCGCCUGCGGAGCGAGGUGGUGAUGGUGAGCGCCGACUGCCCGCGGCCCCCCGUCAGCCUGGACCCCCGCGUCUCCAUCUACAGCCUCCGCAAGCCCCUACUGAGCCGCAGCAGCGUCCAGGGCAGGGUCUACAACUUCUUGGAGCGACCCACGGGCUGGAAGUGCUUCGUGUACCACUUCACCGUCUUCCUUAUUGUGCUGAUAUGCCUUAUCUUCAGUGUGCUUUCUACAAUUGAACAGUAUGCAGCUCUUGCUACAGGGACGUUAUUUUGGAUGGAAAUUGUGUUAGUGGUAUUCUUUGGGACGGAGUAUGUGGUUCGGCUAUGGUCAGCGGGAUGCCGCAGUAAAUACGUUGGAAUAUGGGGAAGGCUUCGUUUUGCUAGGAAACCUAUUUCAAUCAUUGAUUUAAUUGUUGUUGUUGCUUCCAUGAUAGUUCUUUGUGUGGGCUCUAAAGGUCAAGUCUUUGCAACCUCAGCUAUCAGGGGCAUCCGUUUUCUGCAGAUUUUACGAAUGCUGCAUGUUGAUCGUCAGGGGGGCACGUGGAGGCUGCUGGGAUCAGUGGUGUUCAUACACAGACAGGAACUGAUAACCACUCUCUACAUUGGAUUUCUGGGCCUGAUUUUUUCCUCUUAUUUUGUGUACCUGGCCGAGAAAGAUGCUGUAAACGAUUCUGGAGAAACAGAGUUUGGCAGCUAUGCAGAUGCCCUGUGGUGGGGAGUAGUGACUGUUACAACUAUUGGCUAUGGAGAUAAAGUACCUCAGACUUGGAUAGGAAAGACUAUUGCAUCUUGUUUUUCAGUAUUUGCAAUUUCAUUUUUUGCACUACCUGCGGGAAUUCUUGGUUCAGGCUUUGCCCUAAAGGUUCAACAGAAACAAAGACAGAAGCAUUUCAACCGUCAAAUUCCAGCUGCUGCCUCACUCAUACAGACUGCAUGGAGAUGCUACGCUGCAGAAAACCCAGACUCUUCUACAUGGAAAAUAUACAUUCGAAAACCUGCCAGGAAUUACCAUUUGCUGUCACCCAGUCCAAAACCAAAGAAAUCAGUGAUGGUUAAAAAGAAGAAAUUUAAGUUAGACAAGGACAAUGGACCUUCUUCUCCAGAUAGGAUGUUGACUAUACCACACAUCACUUAUGACCACGUGGCGGAGGACAGGAAACCUCAUUUCAAUUUUGAAGCAUAUGAAAAUUCUGGACAAACAGGAAUGUUAAAAUUGCUUGAUUGUCAGCGCUCCUGGCCAUCCUUUUCCGCAGACCAGCAGUCUUCCAGUGCUCCUUCCUCACCAGUGAAAAAAAACCCAGCGUUUUUAGAUGUGAACACAGGACCCUUCAUCAGGACCAGCAGCUUUGCCGAUGAGCUUGACCUGGAGGGUGAGACACUGCUGACCCCAAUAACUCACAUCUCACAGCUGCGGGAACACCACCGCGCUGCAAUUAAGGUGAUUCGUAGGAUGCAGUACUUUGUGGCAAAGAAAAAGUUUCAGCAAGCCAGAAAGCCCUAUGAUGUCCGAGAUGUUAUUGAGCAGUAUUCGCAGGGUCACCUCAACCUGAUGGUGCGAAUCAAGGAGUUACAGAGGAGGUUGGACCAGUCCAUAGGGAAGCCGUCUCUUUUUAUCUCUGUCUCAGAGAAAAGCAAAGAUCGAGGAAAUAACACCAUUGGUGCCAGGCUGAACAGAGUGGAGGACAAGGUUACACAAAUGGACCAGAAACUGAACCUCAUUACGGAUAUGUUGCAUCAUCUGGUUUCCCGUCAGCAGGGGGAUCAAGGGAACAGCAGAUCAUCUCAGAGAGGCAACAGCGUCAACUCGGAUCUCUUCCUCCCUAACAACACUCUGCCGACCUACGAGCAACUGACAGUACCAAGAAGAAAUGACGAUGACAUAUCCUGAUGUGGUACAAGUCUGGGCUGGGUUCUUUCUGCCCUUCUCCUUUAAAUGGGACUGAAUGUUGAGAACCUGGAAGAAAUUAAGCCCAUCAGACAACCAAGAAAGCACGUGACUACUGCAUCUCUACCGAUAGUCUCAAAUAUGCUCCUCUAAAGUUGCUCAUAGUAGCCAAAGGAUUGCCAGGCUUUCUUCCACCAGGGAAAACUUCUGGAAGCUCUACCUUGAUUUUGCUCAUGUAUAAAUGAUCACAACUUGUUCUUUCUCAGAAAGACCAAAAUGAUGUCAAGACAGGCAAAAUGGCGAGGAUUUAGAGCUCCUUCAAUAAUAAUAAUAAUGAUAGUAAUAAUAAUAUUCUAAUAAUACUUGAACUUAGGUGGAAAAAGUGCAUUCUGUUUAUGAAUCUGCAGAUAGCAAUAUAUUUCUACUACUAAGGUUUUUAAAACAAACUAGGAUAACUUAUGUUGUUUUUAUUGUAUAAACAUACACUAACAUUCUAGACAAUAACAAACCACAUACUGAAUGAUUUUCUUUUUCUGUUUUAUUUCAAUGUUACUACAUAAACAGUUAUGAGAUAAUGACUAGAUUUUUUAAAUCUGUUUUUCUUCAGGGAGGAACUAAUCCUUAAUCUGGAACAGUACUAUUUAUAGUGGAAAGUGAUAUAGAUUUUCUAAGAUAUCAGUUUUUCGUGGGGAGACAAUAAAGUAUUACACAGCAAAAAAUUAUUCUGCUCUCUAGAAAAUUGUUGCCAAAGAAUUUAUAUAUAAAUAAAAAACACAGUGGUCUGAAUGUACUUGUCCUGACAUAGCAUUUUAAAAAGAAGGCCUGCUACUUCUUAAAUCUACUGGUUUUUAACUUACAGAGGCCAAGAAUAAUACAAGAGGCUGAAGUGACUGGACUUCGCUGGUCAAGUGCUUGAGCUGGCCACUUACAGAACAUCCACAAUCCUCUCAGGAAUCGAGGCCCCAGUUCAGGGAAGCAUCUCUCCUCCACACAACGUAUAUGACAAUUUGAAUGGUUUCCUGAAUAAUGUCUUGAGAAAUCCAACUCCCUACAAGAGUCAUUUGGUGUUGAAAAGUGCCAGCUCUUUAUUUAGAGAACCAAGGGCCUCACCUACAACCCGUGGUGCUGAACCACAUUACCCCACACGCAACGAAAUCAACAUUUCAUUGAGCUGCAGUGAAACCAACGGUGUUGGCUCAGGGUGAUUUUUCACGUACACGACGUGAGCAGGAGUGGGGCUGUGGUUACUAAGGUUGAAAUUCAUCCCUUUCAGAGAGUCAGCACCUGAAUCAUAGCAGCCCUUCUUUGAACAUGAAACAUUUAAAGCAACAGAGUGUCAGGAAAAGCUGUUUAGUCCAAUGCGGUGGUGGUGGUAGCUCAUACUGCUGGCAAAUAGGGAGAAAUGCAGACAGAUAUAUCAGCCCUCAUACUUUGAGCAUCAUAUACAUCCAGUACACCCUGUUCCUCUCACUGCAGAGCCUGUACUCCACAGUGGUGUCUCUCCCCCUCUCCCUCUGCCCUAAAGCCUCAUAACUUGGAACAGCAGUUAACAUUACCAGUCUGUAAUAUCUUUGAGCAUCUGAAAUACUGACACAUAAUGAAUGAGAUCACAGGGAACCUUCUCACACUCUCAGAAUGUGCUGCUCACAUUCUGGGCUUUCUUUUCAACAUUUCAUCUCUUUCACUUGGACUGCAGAGAAAGUAUCCUGUAUUUAACUUUACAGAUUCUGUUACAAUUAUCCAGCCUCACAGUUGUUCAGUAGAUAAAUGUUAAGGGUGUGGAAAUUUACAGGCAUAAAGAGGAAUUGUAUCUGGGCAUUAAGUUUUCAUAGAAAUCAAAAUUAUUCUCGUGAUUUUGAACACUUUUUUAAAUGAGAUUCACUAUGUAAUUUCAGGUUAUCAAUCAGCCUGUUAAUUUCCUAAUAAAAUCCAGGACAAGAGUA